GCCCUUUUGAAUCAACAUGUGAGGCUGGAACAUUCUCAGACUUUAUCUGAAAAUUGUGGUGUAGAGAUUUGUCGCCAAUGUGGCAUUAUUAUGGGUGAUAAACAAACGUUGGCAAAACAUAUGCUCAUGCAUCGAAAGAUCAACAAAUCAAUGAAACGAUCAAGAAGGAGGAAAAGUAAUGCUGUUGAUGGCAAACGUCACAAAUGUCAAUAUUGCGAGAAAAAAGCAAAACAGUUUAUGUGCGAUUUUUGUGGUAAAAGUUUUUCUCAGAAAUCAUCUCUUAUUCAACAUCAGAGAAUUCACGAUUCUAAUUCGGCAUUAACUCAUAAGUGUACAUUAUGUGAUGCCACUUUCUCUCAGGCUGGAAAUUUACGGCGUCAUGUUUCAUUAUUACAUCCCCCAGAUGUAACAGCACGUACGGUGUUUCGAUGUCCUCAUUGUACUUGUGUUUUUAAUUCAGUGCAACCGUUGCAAGUGCAUAUAAGUAAACGACAUCCAGAUGAUGCAUUAAAUACUGAGCAAAUUCCAGCUGAAAGGCAGCCAAACUUUAAUAAUGAUUCAGCUUUCUUGAAGCAGAAGCAAAAAAGCCGUCGGAGAUUAGUUUGUUGUUCAGUUUGUGGAAAAGCCUUUGGCAAAUCUUCUGAUUUGAUUCGCCAUUAUCGUAUUCAUAGUGGGAAUCGGCCUUUUUCUUGUAAUCGUUGUGGCAAAAGUUUUUCACUUAAAUCAUCACUAAAACUCCAUAUGAAUAACCAUGUUCGUGAAGAUAAUAUAGACAGCUACUUCACUUGUGCCAGAUGUCCAUUGUGCAUGAAACAACUAUCGUCAGUUAGUUCUCUCCGUCGUCAUAUGAAGCUACAUAGUCGCGCAUUAAUUUGUAGCUGGUGUGGCCAAUCGUUUACAUCAAAUAAAAUAUUAGAAAGGCACCAUAUUAUAUGUUUCAAUAAUACUAAAAGCGAAAAUUCGAAUCAUCUUAUUGAAUUAUUACCGCAAAAACAGCCAGUUGUGCAGGAAUCAACCAUUAUUCGCCCUUAUAAAUGUAGCAUUUGUACUGCAUCUUUCACAUCUCUUCGAUGUUUAAGAGAGCAUAUAAAUAGACAUACUGGAAUAAAACCUUACGUUUGUCGAAUCUGCCACAAAUCAUUUUAUACUCGCAGUAAGUGA
Dracunculus medinensis (Guinea worm) is the source of this 1161-nucleotide messenger RNA. Lineage: Eukaryota; Metazoa; Nematoda; Chromadorea; Rhabditida; Dracunculidae. The record is from the annotation of a GenBank genome assembly.